Ambispora gerdemannii is the source of this 2193-nucleotide messenger RNA. The record is from the annotation of a GenBank genome assembly. Lineage: Eukaryota; Fungi; Glomeromycota; Glomeromycetes; Archaeosporales; Ambisporaceae.
AUGAAAUUAGCUCGAUUUUCUCCUUUCCAAUUGGUCGUGGGCACGUUAACCUGUCUGUAUAUACUGAAGAAUGCUGACCGAUUAGUUGGACUUGGAUCACCUGAACCAUUGGCACGUCUUUACAGCCGUAAUUUCUAUCGCGCCACUUGGUUUUUGACAGCUUUGGAAGCUGGAUUUUGGACUGCAAUGCCGAUUCGACCAAAAUUUUUAAAGGAUAUUAUGUCAAUAGUUUUUUCGGCGUAUUACUUAAUAUUUGCGGACCAAGCCGAUGAAAAGACGCGUCGAAUACGUGCUACAGUUACUGUUGAGCACAUCCGAUCAUCCUGGGAAAGAAUGCUGAACCCGUAUCUUCGUGCAGCAAUAAGUCUCACACACCCACACCUCCGCAUUCAUCAAAAGAGAAUAUAUCUUCAACGCCCAAAAGAAAACCCAUACAAUAAAAAACAAAUUCCCGCAUACAUAUAUUACUCGGGUACCGAAGAGUCUUUCCAAACUGCCGAUUGUCUAAUUCUCCAUUACCCUGGUGGUGGUUUUAUUAGUAUGGCUCCACCGUGUCACGAGGAUUAUUUGUCAUUUUUGGCGAAAUGGACUGGAGUGCCGAUUUUGAGUGUUGAUUAUGGAAAAGCGCCCGAAUAUCCCUAUCCUUAUGCACUCGAGGAAUGCUUUGAUACUUAUCGAAGUAUUAUGGAAAGCAAUGGUGAAACGAUUGGAAUGUGUGGAUGGCUGAAUAAAGAUGGUAGUCAAAGACAGCAAAUUAAAAUCACUCUGGUUGGUGAUUCUGCCGGUGGCAAUCUGGUGGCUUCAGUUAUGUUCAAAAUUCUCGAGUACCCGAAACCAAUAGCACAGCCUUCAGGACUUGUUCUUAUAUAUCCAUGUUUGAAUUUCGAUAUCAAUUGCUGGAUGCCACAAUCACAACUAUCAGUUAUACGCGCAGAAUCCACCGAAUCAAUUCCCGGUGUACUUGAAUCAAAAGAUCAUUUACACCAUAAAAGUCCAUUAUCUGUUGUGCCGGAUGUGAAACCGAAAAGACGGUGGCGAAGAAGAUUUUCUGGUUCAACGGAUGAUGAAAGACCAAUUGAAGAGAGAGUUCAGUUUAUCGAAGGGCAAGAGUUAAAACCUAACGAGGAAAAACGAAGAAGUCAAAUUAUUGGUACACGACUGGCUAUGACUAGUCGUAUGAGUUUCUUUAAUGAUAGGAUCCUUACACCUGAUUUGAUGCGAGCAAUGGCACUUCUUUAUCUUGGACCAAACAACUAUCCAGACUUCACAUCAGACUAUUAUCUUUCCCCAAUUGUAGCACCAGAUGAACUGCUAGCACGAUUUCCCAAAACGUAUCUCAUGUGCGGCGAAAAAGAUCCAUUUGUUGACGACACGGUUAUUUUUGCGGGACGUAUUCGUGAAGCUAAGCGAAGAAAAAGGCAGCUCGCUGACGGAGGCAAAUACGGAGAAAGUUUCCGAAUGAGCGGCAUGUCUAGUGCGAAGUUUGACGACGUUAUCGAGGUUAAGGUGUUACAGGGUGUUAGCCAUGCCUUUUUGCAGAUGCUGGCAUUGUUACCAGAAACUAAAGGCGCUGUUCGAGCACUUGCUAGAUGGUUAAGUGCAAGCUUUGAAGAGAAAUCUGCUACGCAAAAGAAUUUUAGUAAAACUAAUGGUGGUUUACAAACUGGAUCAGAUGUGAUCAAUGAAGAUGAUGAAGGAGUAAUAUUCACAUCACGUCGGUCUACAAUCAAUGACCUUACGAAAGCAAAUCCACAGAUACUACAAGAAGCUAACGACGAAAAUUUUCCCAAUUCAUCAACUAAUUAUAAUCAUCCCAAUUACAAUCACAAUAAUAGUAUAGAUAUUACUAUACCACAAAAUUCACAACCUCACAUAUCUGCUUCAUUUCAAAAUAUAACUCUGCUCGAGAACGACAUCCACGUAAAUGGCAACGGUGCCUCUGCUCUCCCUCAUCAUAUUCACACUUCUGCAUCCGAAACCGUAAUAACACCAACAACUCCGCAUCAUGAACGAGAACGUGUUCUCUGGGAACAGAAAAACAUUCUCAACGAAGCAGAAAUUCUAAGGCGACGACGCGAAAAUUUGGUUCGUGGGCUGCGUGACGGAUGUGAUGAACAAUCUUCUUCUAUGGACGAUUCGUCGUCUUUGGAUCCUUCUGUUUUCAAUGAGUCGGGAAUGCCAGGUGUUAUAUAA